Messenger RNA from Cyprinus carpio (common carp), 1000 nucleotides. RefSeq names its product HLA class II histocompatibility antigen, DP alpha 1 chain-like. The record is from RefSeq and is a predicted model, not a curated record. Gene Ontology annotation, molecular function: MHC class II protein complex binding. The transcript is spliced from 4 exons. Gene Ontology annotation, biological process: immune response; peptide antigen assembly with MHC class II protein complex; antigen processing and presentation of exogenous peptide antigen via MHC class II. Gene Ontology annotation, cellular component: MHC class II protein complex; membrane. Lineage: Eukaryota; Metazoa; Chordata; Actinopteri; Cypriniformes; Cyprinidae.
CUUCAGUUAGAUGCUUGUCUGAUGUUUGUUUGAAUCUCAUCUAUCAAGAUGGAGCUGUACACAACCGUUCUUGCCCUUACCGUCGUUCUCUCAACUGAUGCUAUAUUGGUUCAUGAAGAUUUCGAAAUUAUAUUAUGCUCUGAUACGGAAGGACAGGUCAUGAUGGAAUCUGAUGAAGAGGAGCUGUGGCAUGCCGACUAUAAUCAGAAGAGAGGAGUAGAAACAUUACCUGAUUUUGGAGAUCCUAUCACAUAUCAUAGUCAUUAUGAAUUUGGUGUUGGGGGAAAUACAGACUUGCAGAUAUAAUUUAGCCUUGUGUGGACUAAAUGCUUCAAGAGUCCACCCACCAGAAAAUGGUUUUGUGUGUUUCUAGAUGCACCCCAGACAUCCAUCUAUCUAAAGGAUGAUGUAGAGCUGGGUGUUCAGAACACUCUCAUCUGUCACGUGACUGGCUUCUAUCCUCCAUCUCUCAGCAUCUCAUGGACUGUGAAUAAUGCUAAUGUGACAGAGGGCAUAAGUUUAAGCCAAUACCGUCCAAGGGCAGAUGGUACCUUCAACAUCUUCUCCACUCUUAAGUUUACACCUGCUGAAGGAGACAUUUACAGCUGUACUGUGAACCACAGAGCCCUCCAGGGUCAACCUCAGACCAAAACAUGGGAUGUUGAUGUUGCUCUCCCAAGUGUUGGUCCAGCAGUGUUUUGUGGAGUGGGUCUGACUCUGGGGCUGCUGGGAGUUGCUGCUGGCACUUUCUUCCUUGUUAAAGGAAACAACUGCAACUGACUAUGGAGCCAUGGAGGCAAACUAUAAAAGAUCGCUUAAAUUAACUGCAGCUGAGCAAUUAGAAAAUAAUGCUAUUGUGCACUUGUGUGUCAUUUUACAUGACAGGUAACAAUAUUGAUGUUAAAGAUAGAUAAAUUACCUAAAUUUCUGGAUGGUUUAAAAUACUUUAAUAAAAAGAAAAAAAUGAUAGUUGAUGUUUAAAUUUCACAGAUCAGUUUGG